AUGCCAUACAUAAUCUACGCCCCACGUCAACCGCGCUCCUUCGUAACCAACAACCCCAUCAUCUACAUGGAAGCACGCUUCUGGGGCUGGAAAGUCGAGUCGCAGCCUUACGACGACGAAUACUGCUACUUUGUACGCAAGCGAGAGCAGAGGCGCUAUGAGACGGAGAGGAGGAUUCAGGAGUUGGAGAGGAUUUGGGCGGAGGAGCGGGAGAGGAGG
Molecule: messenger RNA, 219 nt
Organism: Trematosphaeria pertusa
Lineage: Eukaryota; Fungi; Ascomycota; Dothideomycetes; Pleosporales; Trematosphaeriaceae
Exons: 1
Source: RefSeq, a predicted model, not a curated record